This is a messenger RNA of Penicillium antarcticum, 2076 nucleotides long. RefSeq names its product DNA damage response protein RcaA. The transcript is spliced from 5 exons. Gene Ontology annotation, biological process: double-strand break repair via homologous recombination; mitotic G2 DNA damage checkpoint signaling. The record is from RefSeq and is a predicted model, not a curated record. NCBI's taxonomy places the organism in Eukaryota, Fungi, Ascomycota, Eurotiomycetes, Eurotiales, Aspergillaceae. Gene Ontology annotation, cellular component: Mre11 complex. Gene Ontology annotation, molecular function: damaged DNA binding; protein binding. Bases 1 to 2076 code for a protein of 691 amino acids.
AUGUGGGUUCUUGAUUCGAGCGGUGACUUCCUAGAAGGGAAGCGCGUAUGGCUGCGCCCCGGAAAGAAGUAUUUAUUCGGUCGAUUCCAACGAGAUGGAGUCCGCCAUGCCGUCAAUCACAAUUCGAUCUCUCGCAAGCAUAUGACCAUCGAGAUUGCCGCCGUCAAGCCGAAGGAUGGAUUGUCACCACGAGCACGAUCCGAUAUCACCAUAACCGACCUGCAGUCCAAGAAGGGAACCAUCGUCGAUGACAAGAGGAUCGAAGGCGAACGCAAACUUGAAAAGGCCGAUGAGCAUAUCAUCCAACUGGCCAAAUACCAACACACGCUUCGUAUCAAAUGGGAGCCAGUAGUAUUAAGCUUCUCCUUCUCUUCUAGAGAGAUGCGAGCGAGUGAUCCCCUGGUCCAUGUGCGUUCACGCUUGGAAGACCUCGAUAUCAAGACCGUCAUUGAUUAUCUCGUCGACCACACUACUCAUGUGGUACAGAGUAAACGAAACACAGCCAAGGGUCUCCAAGCUCUUGUGAAUGGAAAGUACAUUGUGAAUGAUUCAUACAUUGAUGCUGUCGUCUACGCGGCCACGCCCAGUGAUCUCGAGAACUUGGAGUCUCUCUGUCCUCUCGAAAUCGACUUCGAAUCAUCAUGGCCAGAUCCAAGGGAGUACCUGCCGCCUGCCGGCAAAGAGCCCAUCAACCGACCCGCCUCGGCUUUCGCGCCAAAUCCCGCCCGUCUCACUGUCUUCGAGGGCUAUACAUUCGUGUUCGGUGAUCGAUCGCAGUUUGACAAUCUCCAGGCACCCAUCAACAAUGGUCAAGGUAAGGCUCUUCUAUACGAGGUGGAAAAUGGAGUGACAACGGCUGCGGAGAUUGUCCGCUUCAUGAAAAAGUCAGCACGAGGAAAUGGCGUGGGUAGCGAGCGUCGAGGCUCCGGUGGUGUCGUUCUUGUUCGAUUCAGAGCACCAGGCGGGCAUGAGCCCUGGUCGAUUGAAAUUGGAAACGAGGUGGCUUUGAUGACCGAUCAACGUGUCAUCGAACAACGAGAGUUUCUCGAUGCCAUCCUCAAUAACGAUGCCUCCUCCCUCUGUCGUCCAUUGCCUACAGAGGAAGCGUCCAGCCAGGUAUCCCCACCUAUUGCUCCCGAACCUGAACUGCCGAGUGAGCAAGAGGUAGCCAAUACUUCAUCGGUCUCACCACCUGAGCUUGAGCCUAGCCAGCCCAGCCAACCAUCGAGAUCUCGGGGUAGAACUCCUCGCGUACGCCCCUAUGUCAGUAAAAUGAAGACAUUUGACGAUGGAUUUGACAUGGACUCAAUUCCAAUGUAUGCUGCGGAGGGAGAGGGCAAUGCCGACACUCAAGUCAUGGAUAUGGACACUCAAGAACCGGAGCAGCCAACUCAGCCCCUGGACCCGGUAAAGGAAGAAGCCGAAGAAGACGUGGUCUCCGAUCUGCUCCCAGGGGCCCGCGCGAUGAAGCGUCGUCGUGCAGAGAUGACUCACGGCCGGAAAGAGGAGCAGACAGCAGCCGAAACGGAAACGCCUAAACGAAAACGCCCCAAGCUCGAUGUCUUAGAAGCCGCCCGGAAGCACCUUGAAGAGGAGCAACAGCGCAAGGCGGAAGAAGAUUCACACCCAGCCGAGAUGGGCGACGUCGACGUCGGUCAGUUGAAAAACCUCGCGAUUGUCGAAGAGAUGGACAUUCCAGUUCGAACACCGCCCACGCGAGUAGAAGACACGACUGACCGUUGGGAAGCGCAAUGGAAUGGACGCAAGAAUUUCAAGAAGUUUCGGCGAAAGGGUGAACCCCGUAGUCGCACGGUGCAGACGGUCAUUGUUCCCCUUGAAGAAGUGACGCGCAAGGACUUUGGAAUCGGUGAUCACUAUUGGAGUCGCAAUUCCCCUGAAAGAGCCGAGCCAGAUCGAUCUGUCGAGAGUCCAAUGGUCCCGUCCGAGCUAUUGGCCAUACACGCAUCGCCUGAAGCCACUGCAGAUCCAACUCCAGUUUCUCGGAAGAGAGCGCGUGAGGAGCGAGACUCGGACAGCGAUGAUGGACUCCGGUUCCGGUUCAGGCGCAAGCGAUAG